AUGAGUGAUGCUGCCGGGGGCGGCGGCGGCGGAGAAGCGCAGAGCCACCGCGGCUCCUCCGCCGGCGGCUGCGGGAGCAGCGGCUCUACCUCGCCCGGGCGGCGGCGGCGGCGGCGGCGGGGCGCGGCGGCGGGCGGCGGGCCGGGGGCGGCCGGGGGGCCCGGGGCCGGCGGGGGCAGCAGCAUGCCGGCGGGCGAGGGGGACAAGGAGGAGGCGGCGCCGCCUCCUCGCCCUGCCGCCCUGCUGCGGUGGGACGAGGUGCCCGAGGACUUCGUGGAGUGCUUCAUCCUCUCGGGCUACCGGCGGCUGCACUGCUCGGCGCAGGAGUGCCUGGCCUCGGUGCUGCAGCCCACCAAUGAGACCCUCAACUUCUGGACCCACUUCAUCCCGCUGCUGCUCUUCCUCAGCCGCUUCGGGCGGCUGCUGCUGCUGCGGGGCGCCGGGGACGUGCCCUUCCACCACCCGGCCCUGCUGCCCCUCUGGUGCUACGCCUCGGGGGUGCUGCUCACCUUUGCCAUGAGCUGCACGGCCCACCUCUUCAGCUGCCUCUCCCCGCGCCUCCGCGCCGCCUUCUUCUACCUGGACUACGCCUCCAUCAGCUACUACGGCUUUGCCAGCACCGUGGCCUACUCCUACUACCUGCUGCCAGGGCUGAGCCUACUGGACGCCAGUGCCAUGAGCCGCUACGUGCAGCAGCGGCUGGGCUGGCAGCUGGACUGCAGCCUGCCCAUCACGGCCUACCGUGCCCUGGUGCUGCCCGUGGCCCUGGCACUGGCCGUGGGCUGCACGGCCGCCUGCUGCCGCAGCCGCGCCGCCUGCUGCGCCUACCCCUUUGCCGUGCGCACCUUCGUCUUCGCCAUGCCGCUGAGCAUGGCCUGCCCCAUCAUGCUGGAGAGCCUCCUCUUUGACCUCCGCACCCGCAACCCCACGCUCUUCGUCUACUUCUACCGGCGCUACUGCUGGCUGCUGGUGGCCGCCUUCUUCAACGUCAGCAAAAUCCCCGAGCGGAUCCAGCCGGGGCUCUUCGACAUCGUGGGGCACAGCCACCAGCUUUUCCACAUCUUCACCUUCCUCAGCAUCUACGACCAGGUGCACUAUGUGGAGGACGGGCUGGCCGAGUUCCUCAAGGCACCCCUGGCUGCCCCCACCUACCUGGGCACCGUGGGGUAUAUGCUGCUCCUGACGCUCUGCCUGGCCGUGGUCGUCAGGAGGUUCCUCAACGUCGCAGACCUCUGCAAGCAGGACUAGCUGGGCCGGCGACCCUUGGGACAGCGACCACCAUACUAGUGACCCUUGGGCUGGAGACCUCGGGCCGAUGACCUUCAG
Molecule: messenger RNA, 1326 nt
Organism: Gymnogyps californianus (California condor)
Lineage: Eukaryota; Metazoa; Chordata; Aves; Accipitriformes; Cathartidae
Gene: PAQR9
Product: progestin and adipoQ receptor family member 9
Exons: 1
Coding region: 1-1248 (415 amino acids)
Cellular component (GO): membrane
Molecular function (GO): signaling receptor activity
Source: RefSeq, a predicted model, not a curated record